AUGGGAGUGGGCGAGAUGGUGCUGCAGGAGGUCCCGCAGGCGGCUCUGCUCAAGCUUCUGGCGGGACUGGAGUCUCCCUCAGCCGGGGAGGCAGUGAGGGGACCAGGGGAGGAGGAGUGCGAUGGCUCUGGGCCAAAACUCGGCGUGGGGAUGGACUGCUGCGUGAUCCCACUCAGACAUGGAGGUCUGUCUCUGGUCCAGACCACAGACUUCUUUUACCCACUGGUGGAGGACCCUUACAUGAUGGGGAGAAUCGCCUGUGCUAAUGUCCUCAGUGACCUUUACGCCAUGGGCAUCACAGAGUGUGACAACAUGCUAAUGCUGCUGAGUGUCAGCCAGAAAAUGAACGAGAAGGACCGUGAGCGUGUCAUGCCUCUGAUGAUAGAAGGCUUCCGGGAUGCAGCGGAGGAGGGUGGGACGUCAGUGACUGGGGGACAGACUGUGGUCAAUCCCUGGAUCAUUGUCGGAGGAGUGGCCUCUGUGGUCUGUCAGCCGAACGAGUUCAUCAUGCCGGAUGGUGCUGUUCCAGGAGAUGUGCUGGUCCUCACUAAACCUCUGGGUACUCAGGUGGCUGUGAACGCACAUCAGUGGCUUGAUCAGCCAGAGCGAUGGAACAAGAUAAAGCUGGUCAUAUCUAAGGAGGAGGUGAAGGAGGCGUAUCAGGAGGCCAUGUUUUCUAUGGCCACCUUAAACCGCACAGCGGCCGGCCUGAUGCAUAAGUUCCAGGCACAUGCAGCCACAGAUGUCACGGGCUUUGGUCUGCUCGGACACGCCAACAACCUGGCAUCGCAGCAGAAGAGCGACGUCGCCUUCGUCAUCCACAACCUGCCAAUCAUCGCCAAGAUGGCCGCCGUCAGCAAGGCCUGUGGAAACCUGUUUAACCUGAUCCAGGGCACCUCCGCAGAGACGUCAGGUGGUCUGCUCAUGUGUCUGCCCCGGGAGCAGGCGGCCAAGUUCUGCUCCGAGAUGAAAAGUCAGCGGGUGUCCAGCGGGGGACAGGGCGGAGCCUGGAUCAUUGGCAUUGUGGAGAAAGGUGACCGACGUGCCCGCAUCAUCGACAAACCACGAAUCAUCGAAGUGCCACCGCGAGGGAGUCAGUCUGCCAGCCAGGACGGCAGCCCCGUCACAAGCCCCAAUAUUUAA
This is a messenger RNA of Knipowitschia caucasica, 1143 nucleotides long. NCBI's taxonomy places the organism in Eukaryota, Metazoa, Chordata, Actinopteri, Gobiiformes, Gobiidae. The record is from the annotation of a GenBank genome assembly.